AUGGCUAGGCAGACUCUAGGUAGCACUCUGUGGCUUCUGCUGGACAUCUUACUAUGUUUCCCAUUCUGUCCUCCUUUGAGUGGGCAGUAUGUGACCGAGAUGCCAGGUGUACUCCACUGUGGGCUACAGAACUUCCAGUUUACCAUGAACCUCAGCCUGGAGGCAGAGAGUCCUGAGUUAACAGCUUGGGAUAGCCAAGGGCUGCCACACAAGCUAAAGAAUGAUUCUGACUGUGGUACGUGGGUGAUGGACAGACCUGGUGGCCCCCUGGUGUUGGAAGCUAUGUACAAUGGCUGCUAUGUCACUCUGAGGGGCUCCUACUAUGUCAUGGUAGUUGGAGUGCAAGGGGUGGAUGUAGCUGGCCAUAUGGCAGGAGCAAUGAAGAGACUGCUUAAGUGCCCUUUAGGUCUUCAAGCCCCAGGUACUCUGAGCACUGAAGUGUGCAAGCCUGUGCCAGUAAAGGAAAGGCUGCCCUGUGCUCCCUCACCCAUCUCUCAAGGAGACUGUGAUGAGUUAGGUUGCUGCUACAGCUCUGAAGAGGAAGAGGUGGGCUCCUGUUACUAUGGAAACACAGUGACCUCCCAGUGCACCAGAGGGGGCCGCUUCUCCAUUGCUGUGUCCAGGAAUGUGACCUCGCCACCCCUGCGCUUGGAUUCACUACACUUGGUCUUCAGGAGUGACAGUGGAUGUGAUCCUGUGAUGGCAACGCCCACCUUUGUCCUGUUCCACUUUCCAUUUACUUCCUGUGGGACCACAAGGCAGAUCACUGGAGACCAGGUCGUAUAUGAAAAUGAGCUAGUGGCCACUCAAGAUGUGAGAGCCUGGGACAGUGGCUCUAUUACCCGAGACAGCAUCUUCAGGCUCCGAGUCAGCUGCAGCUACUCCAUUCUCAGCAGCAUAUCCCCAAUUAAUAUGCAAGUGCUGGGUCUCCCACCACCUCUUCCUAAGAUGCAGCCUGGGCCUCUCAAUCUGGAGCUUCAGAUUGCCAAGGAUAAAACCUAUGGUUCUUACUAUGGUGCUAAUGACUACCCACUGGUGAAAUUACUCCAGGAUCCUAUCUAUGUUGAAGUCUCCAUCCUUCACAGAACAGAUCCCUCUUUGGGGCUACUGCUAGAGCAGUGUUGGGCCACACCUGGCCCUAAGCCUUUUCAUCAACCACAGUGGCCAAUCCUGGUGAAGGGAUGCCCAUAUGCUGGAGACAACUAUCAGACCAAAAGGAUCGCUGUCCAGAAAGCAUCAAGGCCCUUCCCUUCUCAUCACCAACGCUUCAGCAUCUCUACCUUCAGCUUCACCAAUGAUGUAAGGGAGAAACAGGCUUUUGGUGGACAGGUAUACCUGCACUGCAGUGCACUGGUCUGCCAGCCCGCUGGGACACUGUCCUGCAUGGUAAUCUGUCCUGCUUCAAGGAGAAGAAAAUCUGAGCUUCAUUUUGAAAACAACACUGCCAGCAUCUCUAGCAAGGGCCCUGUGAUCCUUCUCCAAUCCACUAAGGACCCUAAAGACAUUCUUCAUAGAUACUCAAGCACCCCCAUGGAUUCCCCUGCUCUGUGGGUAGUAGGACUUUCUGCAGUAACAAUCAUCAUUGGAGUCUUGUUAAUAUUCUACUUGGCCAUCAGAAAACCAAGAUGA
This is a messenger RNA of Onychomys torridus (southern grasshopper mouse), 1629 nucleotides long. RefSeq names its product zona pellucida glycoprotein 4 (gene Zp4). Gene Ontology annotation, molecular function: acrosin binding; structural constituent of egg coat. The record is from RefSeq and is a predicted model, not a curated record. NCBI's taxonomy places the organism in Eukaryota, Metazoa, Chordata, Mammalia, Rodentia, Cricetidae. Gene Ontology annotation, biological process: prevention of polyspermy; binding of sperm to zona pellucida. Gene Ontology annotation, cellular component: egg coat. The transcript has 12 exons. Bases 1 to 1629 code for a protein of 542 amino acids.